Messenger RNA from Zerene cesonia (dogface butterfly), 2943 nucleotides. It is a transcript of the gene Tret1, whose product is annotated as facilitated trehalose transporter Tret1-like. Gene Ontology annotation, biological process: carbohydrate transport; transmembrane transport. The record is from RefSeq and is a predicted model, not a curated record. The coding region runs from base 420 to 2318 and encodes 632 amino acids. Gene Ontology annotation, cellular component: membrane. Lineage: Eukaryota; Metazoa; Arthropoda; Insecta; Lepidoptera; Pieridae. The transcript is spliced from 4 exons. Gene Ontology annotation, molecular function: sugar transmembrane transporter activity.
CAAGUUUCAAUAGAUAACUUGAACUCUGAAGAAAUCGGUACGCGCUGCCAACAUUUCGUUUGUUGAUCAUAUUUAAAAAAUUGAAUGUUGUGCACCCUUGCAGGGCUACGGCGCGCAAUAGAAAAUUUUCUUGAAUGAACGCAUUGUACGAUUGAAAUAAACACGUAAACAUUAUUUUCAGUUAUAAUUGUGACAUUCAAGGCGUAAUCGGUUUGCGAACGGACUUGCAUUGAUAAACGACCUUAAAAACUUUUUACUACUAGUAAUAGUGAUGUGUUUUAUUUUUUUGUGAAAUUCUGGAUUCUAAAGACUUAUUUAGAUUGAAUAAAUAUACUGUUAUUCAUCAAAAACUAUAUCACUUCGACGUUCCUUGACGAAGGACAAGAAACUCCUCCAGAAAUCAACACAGAGAAGACAAGAUGAGCUUCAAUAAGAAUAAUCCUAACCCCAUGGGCAAGAUCAUGGGUUACCUUAAACAACUGUCCACCGAAAUGGGUGGAAACGAGCCGACCCGUCGUGGCCAAAACGACGAGGAGCGAUUAUAUCGCACACGUGGACCAAAGUACGCUCGAGUGCCAUCAAAACCCACGCUAUCAGCAUCUACCACCUGUACAUCAUUGGCCACUUCUUGUGGGUCCCAAGGAACCCUUGCUCCUAACUACGCUGCAAUCCCAGAAAACGUUUCGACGGAAAGUAGCAGCGAAGACGAGCAAGAUUCGUUUGAGAAAACUCGUCGCCAUUUUCAACAGCUUCGUCAAAUAAGUUUAGGCAACGAAUUUAAGUACAAAAUGGAAAUGGAAAUAAAAAGCGCUAAGGAAGAAAAUUUGCGCAAUUCAGUGCCAUAUGUGAAACAACUUAGCACGGACGGGAACAAAGUUAGUGAUUACACAAUAAAUGGAGAUGGACAACAGUUUGGACCAGCUACUCAACGCCUGUAUAUUUGGACACAGUUAUUUGCUGCAUUGGCUGUUUCGAUGGGAUCCCUUAUUGUUGGGUUUUCAUCGGGUUAUACAUCUCCCGCUUUGCUGAGCAUGAACCAAACUCUUUCCAUGACUAACGAUGAGAACAGUUGGGUGGGAGGAUUAAUGCCUUUAGCAGCCUUACUCGGCGGCAUAUUGGGCGGCCCAUUAAUAGAAUAUCUCGGAAGAAAAAUGACGAUACUGUGCACUGCAAUUCCGUUUUUCAUUGGAUGGAUGUUGAUUGCUAAUGCAGUUAAUGUAAUGAUGGUGUUUGCUGGCCGCGUAUUUUGUGGCGUAUGUGUGGGUGUCGGGAGUCUCGCAUUUCCAGUAUACCUAGGAGAAACAGUACAACCUGAAGUAAGAGGCACCCUCGGGCUACUUCCAACUGCGUUCGGAAAUACGGGAAUCCUACUUGCUUUCUUCGUGGGCACCUAUCUCAACUGGUCUCAUCUAGCAUUCUUUGGAGCGGCUCUACCAGUGCCAUUCUUCUUACUUAUGAUUGCUACACCUGAAACUCCUCGCUGGUAUCUAUCAAAAGGACGAGCUGACGAUGCUAAGAAAGCAUUACAAUGGCUACGUGGAAAAAACACUAAUAUUGAUAAAGAAUUAAGAGACCUCACACUAUCACAAGUAGAAUCAGACCGCAAAGGAGGAAAUGCUUUCGGCCAAUUGUUCACGAGAAAAUACAUGCCAGCGAUUCUUAUUUCUUUAGGUCUUAUGUUGUUCCAACAAUUAAGUGGUAUCAAUGCUGUUAUAUUUUACGCUUCAACAAUAUUUAAGAUGGCUGGAAGCACAGUUGAUGAAAAUGUAUGUAGUGUAAUUAUUGGUGUUGUUAACUUUAUAUCUACUUUUAUUGCAACCGCUAUAAUUGAUCGUCUAGGCAGAAAAAUGUUGUUAUAUAUUUCGUCUGUAGCAAUGAUCUUUACUUUAGUACCUCUUGGAGCAUACUUUUAUAUAAGGGAUGUCGGAACUGACGUCAGCGCAUACGGCUGGUUACCAUUGGCUUGUCUCGUUAUAUAUGUUCUCGGUUUCUCAAUCGGCUUUGGACCUAUUCCUUGGCUGAUGUUGGGUGAAAUUUUACCAUCAAAAAUCCGUGGUAGCGCCGCAUCGAUGGCGACAGGUUUCAACUGGACGUGUACAUUCAUUGUUACAAAAACAUUCCACAACAUUGUUGCAGUUAUAAACAUGUAUGGUACCGUUUGGUUAUUUGCCGCUUUGUGUAUAGCUGGGCUAUUUUUUGUUAUAUUUUUCGUACCGGAGACGAGGGGUAAAAGUUUAGAGGAGAUUGAAAAGAAAUUGACCGGGGGUUCAAGGCGAGUUCGUAAUAUAAAUGGUAAUAAACAGAUGCAGCAUGCGUAAAUGCAAGGGAUGUUUGGCGUUGUUAUUGUGGAGUUAAACACAUUCCAGGCCAUUCUGGCACUGUUUUAGAUUGACGUGAAUGCUGUGUUAUGUAGGUAUAAUCGGGAGGGGAAUCUGCAAAAUGCUCACGAGUAACAUUACUCAAUGUGUUUGCCGAUGCGUUUGAAGACUGAUUUGGAUUGUAUUUAAAGAAUCAUUUAGUGUGUAAAUAUAGUCAACAUUAGCUAUAGAAGUUAAAUAGUUCCUUUAUAUUUAAUGAUCUAGCUAACGAAAAUUUGGUUUUCUCAUCUCAAGAAUUAAAUGUGUAAGUGACUUCAAUAUCAAUAAAUUAGCCCAGUUUUAUAAGGUACAAAAUAAAAUAUUGUAAUAACGAAACAUUAAGUUAAUCUCUAGCAUCUAGACUAAUAAAGAUCUGUAAUAAAGGCAUUACUCUAAUCAUGACAAAUUAGAUUAUUAACCAAAUUAUGUAUAAAAUAAAAUAAUAUUAAUUAAUUGUAGUUUAGUUUGCACUCUAUGGUUCCUUCGUAGAACGAUAGAAAUAAUCUUAUACAUAUUACAAUGACUCCGUAUAUUACAGAGGCAAUAUUUAUUUGUUAUCUUUAUUAAAGAAAAGUUUUGAUAAAAA